Messenger RNA from Leptonychotes weddellii (Weddell seal), 1371 nucleotides. The record is from RefSeq and is a predicted model, not a curated record. Lineage: Eukaryota; Metazoa; Chordata; Mammalia; Carnivora; Phocidae.
AUGAAGGGCGAUCCAGAGAUGAUCAGACUAUACACAGUUGGUAGAGAGCGCUCUGACUCCCAGCUGAAGCUGCCAAACGACCGGCUUUGUCAGCAGAACUUUCAGGCACAGAGCCCUAUACACUCUCUGGCCCAGAGCCAUUACUCCAAAGGCUUGGAACAGCCCUUUGGCCCAGUGCGCGACUGGCUGUGCGCCGUCGAGGGCGAGCGCAGCGCCCUGAGCUCCGCCUCCGGGCCCGACAGCGGCAUCGAGAGCGCUUCAGCCGAGGAGCAGGCCACGCAGGGGCCCGGCGGGCCCACGGUGGCCAAGGGCCAGGACGAGGAAGGGGCAAUGCAGCUGCUUGCCCUGCAGAGCCAGGUGGCCCGGCUGGAGGAGGAGAACCGAGACUUUCUGGCUGCGCUGGAGGACGCCAUGGAGCAGUACAAACUGCAGAGCGACCGGCUGCGGGAGCAGCAGCAGGAGAUGGCAGAGCUGCGGCUGCGGCUAGAACUGGUGCGGCCCGGCUGGGGGGCCCCAGGGCUCCUGCAGGGCCUGCCUCCCGGGUCCUUUGUGCCCCGACCUCACACAGCCCCCCUGGGGGGUGCCCACAGCCACGCGCUGGGCAUGGUGCCCCCUGCCUGCCUUCCUGGAGAUGAAGUUGGCCCCGAGAACUGGGGAGAGGAGGUGACAAAUGGCAGAGAGGCUAGAGCCACGGCGGAGGCAGACAGGCCCGGCAGCGGCUCUUCAGCUGCCUCGGACGAGGAGGAGGAGGAGCCCCCCCAGCGGACCCUGCACCUGCGCAGAAACGGGAUCAGCAAGUGGAGCCAGAGGGUGGGGGCCUGCCCAGGGAGUCCACUCGACAAGAAGGGCCCAGAGCUUCACCUUGAGGAACUGGGUGCAGCCAUCCCGGGGCCCAGAGUCGUUGGUGGGAGCAAGGCCCUGGCUCGACCCCGUCAGACCCCCGCUGCCAUGGCUUCUGAGUGGCGGCUGGCGCAAGCCCAACAGAAGAUCCGAGAACUGGCCAUCAACAUCCGCAUGAAGGAGGAGCUCAUUGGCGAGCUGGUCCGCACAGGGAAGGCGGCCCAGGCCCUCAACCGCCAGCACAGCGAGCAUAUUCAGGAGCUGGAGCGGGAUGCAGAACAGGUGCGGGCUGAGCUGAGUGAAAGCCAGAGACAGCUGCGGGAGCUCGAGGGCAAGGAGCCUCAGGACGCCGGAGAGCGGUCCCAGCUCCAGGAGUUCCGCAAGAGGGUCGCUGCUGCCCAGAGCCAAGUGCAGGUCAGUGUUGGGAUCCCGGGGUGGCGGCUGGAGUCCUGGGAUCAAGACACGUGGGUCCCAGGGCCCACGUUCACUGGAACCUGUGGAUGUUCAGGGCCUUGUGCCCCCAGCUUCUAG